Messenger RNA from Myotis lucifugus (little brown bat), 3954 nucleotides. Its product is annotated as zinc finger protein 45. The coding region runs from base 368 to 3913 and encodes 1181 amino acids. Lineage: Eukaryota; Metazoa; Chordata; Mammalia; Chiroptera; Vespertilionidae. The transcript has 9 exons. Gene Ontology annotation, biological process: regulation of DNA-templated transcription. The record is from RefSeq and is a predicted model, not a curated record.
CCCUCGUUGCUCCUUGGGGGCCAGCUACAUGCUUCCGAGCCUCAGUUCCCAAGAAUUGCUGUCAACUCAGAUGGAGUCCAGCCUCCCUUUAAUUCGACUUGCUUAUAUGUGGAUGAAAGCAGAUGUGGCCCUAGGGGGUGUUUUGGUUCUGCUUUCCAUUUUAAUUUAACUCUGUCUGCUCCAAGAAAUGCUGGUGUCAAAUGAUUCCUCUUCCCUCCCAUUGCUGUCAGGUUUCUAAGAAGAACCCUGAGGAGGAGGAAAGAAGAGUUGGAUAUCUGGGAAUUGAAGUUCAGACUUUGAAGGUGACUUACAUAAUUCGAGUUCAUUGACCGGAGAAUCUUGACAGUGAAAGUGUCUCAUUGUAGUGAUGAGCUACAGCCCCGGGAUGUUCAAGAGCUGCUCUGGCUUUUCUGGACUCUGUGCUUCGCCAAUGGAGGAACCCCAUGGAGCACUAAUUAGUUCUUGCAAUUACGGAACCAUGACUGAUGGCUUGGUGACUUUCAGUGAUGUGGCCAUCCACUUCUCCCAGGAAGAGUGGGAGUGCCUGAGCCCUGCUCAGAGGGACUUAUACAUGGAUGUGAUGUUGGAGAACUACAGCAACUUGAUUUCACUGGAUUUGGAGUCAACAUAUGAGACUGAAAAUAACUUUUCAGGAAAGAACAUUUCUGAAAUAAGUUUUUCCCAAUGCGCAGUAAAGGAAAGAAGUAAAACCCUUGAUCUUGAGGCAUCCAUUUCCGAAAAUAAUUGGAAGUGCAAAAGCAAAUUUGAUGAACUACAGGAACAUCAAGAGGAAUACUUCAGUCAAAUGAUAAUCAGCUAUGAAAAAAUGCCCACUUACCAAAAAAGUAAAUCUCUUAUUGCACAUCAAAGACUUAAUCCAGAGGAACCUGACAUUUAUAAGGAAUGUGGGAAGACUUGUAGUCAUGGUUCAAAACUUGUUCAACAGGAGAGAACUCAUACAGCUGAAAAACACUUUGAAUGUAAAGAAUGUGGUAAGGACUUCUUUAGUGCCUAUCAACUCACUGUGCAUCAGAGAUUUCAUACUGGUGAGAAACCCUACAAAUGUAAGGAAUGUGGGAAGACUUUUAGUUGGGGAUCAAGUCUUGUUAAACAUGAGAGAAUCCAUAGUGGUGAGAAGCCCUAUGAAUGUAAAGAAUGUGGAAAGGCCUUUAGUCGUGGCUACCACCUUACUCAACAUCAGAAAAUUCACAUUGGUGUGAAAUCUUAUGAAUGUAAGGUAUGUGGAAAGGCCUUUUUUUGGGGCUCAAGCCUUGCUAAACACGAGAUAAUUCAUUCAGGUGCGAAAACUUAUAAAUGUGAAGAAUGUGGGAAAGCAUUCAGUCGUGGCUAUCAACUUACACAGCAUCAGAAAAUCCAUACUGGCAAGAAACCUUAUGAAUGUAAAGUAUGUGGAAAGGCUUUCUGUUGGGGUUAUCAACUUACUCGACAUCAGAUAUUUCAUACUGGCAAGAAACCCUACGAAUGUAAGGAAUGUGGGAAGAGCUUUAAUUGUGGUUCAAGUCUUGUUCAACAUGAGAGAAUUCAUACAGGUGAGAAACCCUAUGAAUGUAAAGAUUGCGGAAAGGCUUUUAGUCGUGGCUAUCACCUUACUAAACAUCAAAAAAUUCAUACUGGUGAGAAACCUUUUGAAUGUAAGGAAUGUGGGAAAGCCUUUAGUUGGGGUUCAAGCCUUGUUAAACAUGAGAGAGUCCAUACUGGUGAGAAAUCCUAUGAAUGUAAAGAAUUUGGACAGGCCUUUGGUAGUGGGUUUCAACUUAGUGUUCAUCAGACAUUUCAUACUACUGAGAAACCUUAUAAUGUAAGGAAUUUAGGAAGAUUUACUCCUGGCUCAGGCCUUGUUCAACAUGAUAGAACUUAUAGUAAUGAUAAACCCCAUGAAUAUAAAGAAUGGGGAAGUUUUUAUAUGGUCAACUUAUUCAAUUUGUCCACUCUCCCAGAAUUAGAAUCGUCCCCUGAGGGCUGCAUGAACUUACUCAUAGGGGUUAGUGACACCCUUGGCCAGAAUCUAAUGCUUUUUUCCUUCUUCCCCCUUGUGCCUUCCCAAGACUCAGCCCUUCCCGAGAAGGAGGAAGACAAAAUGGCCAAGUUCAAGGAGGCGGUGACGUUCCAGGACGUGGCUGUGGUCUUCACGGAGGAGGAGCUGGGGCUGCUGGACCCGUCCCAGAGGAAGCUGUACCGAGACGUGAUGCUGGAGAACUUCCGGAACCUGGUCUCAGCGGGAGACAAGAGUCUACGUAACGUGGAGGUUAUUCAAGAAAUUGGAUUAAGGGACCUGCCCCAUGAAGAGUUUUUCUACUCACAAAUCUGGCAACAGGUUACCAAGGGUUUAACCAGAUGUCAAGAUUCCACAGUAAACAUUCAAGGAACUGUCUCUCUGUUGGAAAAACAAGGUGAUGCGCUCUAUAAAUAUGAGGAAUUCGGUAAGGGCUUUAAUCAGAGUAAUCAGAGUUCGCAUCUUCAGGUUCACCACAGAGUCCAUAAUGGAGAAAAACGCCACAAAGGAGAGAUGUGCGAGAAAGGUGUUAUUCAGGACUCUUGCCCUCAAAUUAAUAAGACGGCCCAUGCGGGAGAGAAGCCCUGUAAAUGUGAAAAAUGUGAAAAUGCCUUCCACCAGUUUUCAAGUCUUCAAGCCCAUCAGAGAGUCCACAAUAGAGAGACAUCAUACAAAUAUGAUACAGCAUGUAAGAAUUUUAGGCAGAGGUCAUAUCUUCCUCAUCAUCAGAGAGUUCUUACGGGAGAAAAUCCACACAAAUUUGAGGAGUGUGGGAGAAAUGUUAAGCAAAGCUCACAUUGUCAAACUUCUCUGAUAACCCACACAUCAGAGAAACCCUAUAAAUGUAAGGAGUGUGGGGUGGGCUUCAGUCAGAGUGCACAUCUUCAAGUCCAUCAGAGAGUUCACACGGGAGAGAAACCUUACAAAUGCGAAGAGUGUGGGAAGGACUUCCGUUGGCAUUCACGACUGCAGGCUCAUCAGCGAAUGCACACAGGUGAGAAGCCAUACAAAUGCGAUGCAUGUGGCAAGGGUUUUAAGCAUAGCUCACACCUUAACGCUCAUUGUAGAAUCCACACAGGAGAGAAACCCUAUAAAUGUGAGGAGUGUGGGAAAGGCUUCAGUGCAGGCUCCCACCUUCAAGUCCAUCAGAGAGUCCACACUGGAGAGAAACCAUACAAAUGUGAGGGGUGUGGGAAGGGCUUCGGUCAGGCCUCAAAUCUUCUGGACCAUCAAAAAGGCCACACUGGUGAGAAACCCUAUCAAUGUGAUGCCUGUGGGAAAGGCUUCAGUCGGCGUUCAGAACUGAAGGCUCACUGUAGAAUCCACACAGGAGAAAAACCCUAUAAAUGUGAGGAGUGUGGGAAGGGCUUCAGUCAGCCCUCAAAUCUUCUGUCCCAUCAAAGAGGCCACACUGGAGAAAAACCAUACAAAUGUGGUACAUGUGGGAAGGGCUUCAGCCGGAGUUCAGAACUGAAGGUUCACUGUAGAAUCCACACAGGAGAGAAACCCUAUAAAUGUGAGAAGUGUGGGAAGGCCUUCAGCCAGUCUUCAAGUCUUCAUGUGCAUCAUCAAAGGGUCCACACGGGAGAGAAACCGUAUCAGUGUGCAGAGUGUGGGAAGGGCUUCAGUGUAAGGUCACAGCUUCAUCUCCAUCACAAGGUCCAUACUGGAGAGAAACCAUAUAAAUGUGAGAAGUGUGGGAAGGUCUUUAGUAGGAGCUCAUACCUUCAAGCCCAUCAGAGAGUCCACACUGGAGAAAAGCCGUACAAAUGUGAGGAGUGUGGGAAGGUAUUCAGUUGGAGCUCAAGUCUUACGAAACAUCAGCGAGUUCAUGUUGACGAUGAGGGUGAUAAAGGCUUUCCCUCAUCAGAGAAUUCAUACAGGAAAGGAGCUCGGUAAAAUGACAUGUUUUCAUACCUCAGAAUGGGUGCUAAAAUAGU